CGCACAUGCUCCCGACGUCAUCUCUCUUUGGUCUUCCGUGUCAACAUGGCGGCAUCCAUGGCAUCCCAGGCUGCAGCAAGAGGACUGAGGACAGCAACCUCAAAGCACAUACUUUUGGACAAACUCAAGUGCACCUGGUUGAGUCCCAGGAGAUGGCUGAAUCUGCAAGAGUACCAGAGCAAGAAGCUGAUGCAAGAGAGUGGCGUGGCUGUCCAGCGCUUCUUUGUGGCUGACACCGCUUCUGAUGCUCUGGAGGCUGCAAAAAAACUCAAUGCCAAGGAGAUCGUGUUGAAAGCUCAGAUUCUGGCCGGUGGCAGAGGCAAGGGUGUGUUUGACAGUGGCCUUAAAGGUGGAGUGCACUUAACAAAGGACCCUGCUGUGGUCGGUGAACUGGCCAAUAAGAUGCUUGGUUUUAACCUGACUACAAAGCAGACACCGAAAGAUGGAGUGAAAGUGAAAACGGUGAUGGUUGCUGAGGCCCUGGACAUAACCAGGGAGACCUACUUUGCCAUCCUGAUGGACCGCGCCUGUAACGGUCCUGUCAUGGUAGGCAGCCCCCAGGGAGGUAUGGAUAUUGAGGAGGUAGCCGAAAACACCCCAGAACUCAUCUUUAAGGAAGUCAUAGAUAUAUUUGAAGGCGUGCGAGACGACCAGGCACUGCACAUGGCAGCUAAUUUGGGUUUCAAAGGACCUCUGCAAAGACAGGCAGCAGAUCAGAUUAAGAGGCUCUAUGAUCUGUUCCUGAAAGUCGACGCCACUCAAGUCGAAGUCAAUCCUCUCGGAGAGACUCCCGAAGGACAAGUGGUUUGCUUUGAUGCUAAGAUCAACUUUGAUGACAAUGCUGAGUUCCGUCAGAAAGCCGUGUUUGCGAUGGACGACAUGACUGAGAGCGACCCCACGGAGACGGAGGCAGCCAAAUGGGACCUCAAAUAUAUCGGACUGGAGGGGAAUAUUGCCUGCUUUGUCAAUGGGGCCGGUUUGGCCAUGGCCACAUGUGACAUCAUUGACUUGCAUGGUGGAAAGCCAGCUAACUUCCUGGACCUGGGGGGAGGAGUCAAAGAGAGGCAGGUGUACGAGGCCUUUAAGCUGCUGACUGCUGACCCGAAGGUGGAGGCCAUCCUGGUCAACAUCUUCGGUGGGAUCGUCAACUGUGCCAUCAUCGCCAACGGCAUCACCAAGGCCUGUCGAGAGCUGGAGCUCAAGGUGCCGCUGGUGGUCAGGCUUGAAGGGACAAACGUCCACGAGGCCAAGAGGAUUCUGAGUGAGAGCGGCCUGCCCAUCACAUCAGCUGACAACCUGGAUGACGCCGCUAAGAAAGCAGUGGCCGCCAUCAGGAAGUAGAAGACCCUCAGAGUAACCUCACCACACUCUGUCUACCCUCCACCAACAUCUAUACAGUCUCAGAUCAUCACCAUCAGCCUUUUCUCUUACACGUGACCUCCAAGACUCACCUGCCUUUAUUUCUUUUUUUUAGAUUCACAAUAAUUAUGUCAUUGCCAACUCUAUAUCUAUAUCACAGCUUAUGAGGUGCUGUAUCAUCGCACCCAAUUUAAAUUUUACACUUGCCUCACAAAUGCAGUGUAAAUUACCUUCUUUUCUUUAAAAAAAAAUCUAUAUUAAAUGCUUAUUAAUUGGAAUAAGUCACGUUGUAAUUCUCAGGCCUGAGACAUCAUAAAGCUCCUCUGUCAGAAAUUAGAAGGAGGUCCAACACUUCUUGCGUUCCAUUUUCCAAUGGUGUGGUUUUCUCUGCAUAUUGUGACAUUUUGUCGAAUAUUAUUUAAGAGAUAUUUUCACUUCAAUGCAGUACAGUAUGUAUGAAAACAGCCCCAAUCAUUCAAUGGUACAUACAGCUAAAACAAAAGGUGAGCAGUUAACUUUGGCUUGUUUUCGUUGUGACAACAACUCCAGUAAUCCUUCCAAUGCCUUAUCUGUGUGUCAUUGAGGUGGAUGGAGUAGCCCGCUGUGAAUUUUCUUCAUCAUGUCUUAAUUGUGAAGUGCUCUGUGGCAAACAGUGUGUUAACUGCUUGAAGCAGUGCCUAUUUCAUGAUGGCCAAAGGGUUUUAUAAACUAUCCUGCCAACUGGUUUAGUACCAGCUGUAGUUUCAUACAGAGGUGUUGAGAAAACAAAAUCUAAAUUACAAUUGUACUUAACUGUAGCUUUUUUAUAAUCAUGAAUGUACAUUGAUAGAAUAUCUUGAAUACAGUGUCAAACUGUGUAUAUAAUUUGAGAGAUUAAAAAAUAUUUCAAGAAAA
Molecule: messenger RNA, 2253 nt
Organism: Centropristis striata (black sea bass)
Lineage: Eukaryota; Metazoa; Chordata; Actinopteri; Perciformes; Serranidae
Gene: suclg2
Product: succinate-CoA ligase GDP-forming subunit beta
Exons: 11
Coding region: 46-1341 (431 amino acids)
Biological process (GO): succinyl-CoA metabolic process; tricarboxylic acid cycle
Cellular component (GO): mitochondrion; succinate-CoA ligase complex
Molecular function (GO): ATP binding; metal ion binding; succinate-CoA ligase (GDP-forming) activity
Source: RefSeq, a predicted model, not a curated record